This is a messenger RNA of Drosophila elegans, 3472 nucleotides long. RefSeq names its product putative inorganic phosphate cotransporter (gene MFS10). Gene Ontology annotation, molecular function: transmembrane transporter activity. The transcript is spliced from 2 exons. NCBI's taxonomy places the organism in Eukaryota, Metazoa, Arthropoda, Insecta, Diptera, Drosophilidae. The record is from RefSeq and is a predicted model, not a curated record. Gene Ontology annotation, biological process: monoatomic anion transport; transmembrane transport. The coding region runs from base 1514 to 3232 and encodes 572 amino acids.
UGCAAAGCAGUAGAAAUUUUAGCAGUAAAAGGGCACACUUUAGGUCAAAUUAAUAGAACUUAAGAAAUAUGUAUGCCGAAUCAAAGCCGAUGAAAUGAUUUUUUGUGCAUUAAUGAUUAAUACACAAAGGAUAUUACCAACAAAUAAUAUAUAUAUUUAAAAGCAGGAGAAAUAUGACUUUGAAAGAAUGAUGAUUACAACUUAAAAUUGUCAAAAACGUUAUUAGAACAUUUUAUAAACAUCAUUUGUUUUAAAUGUUCUAGUCGAUCAAUUCCAUUUUUUAUCUUAUCUACCAUGUUGUAAUUCCAAGAACAUUUUUCAGUUGUGUGUGAACAUUUUUUCUUGCUCAUUUUCUUUUGUUGUUUAAAUGUGGCUUAAAUGUUCGUAGAGCUAUUGUGUUGGCCCCAAUUGUUUGAGUGUGUGUGUGAGCCAGUUGGCGAAUACUUUGCCUUUCUCUCUUCGCCUUACUGUUGUUGUUGUCGCUAGCCUUCUGCAAGUGUAGUCAUGUUUUAAGUAUAAGUUCCCUUUUUGAUUUUGUCUAUCUGGAAUUUGGCGUUGUUUUCAUUUCCCUACAAAUAAUUCAGUUCCUUAUAAUCGUAAUCGGUAAGUGUGUGAGUGUAUUUGAAUGCGGGUGUGUGCAGCUAAUAAACUAACACUGUAACUAAACAAAAGAUAUUGUACUUUUAGGUACUUUACAACAAUUGCAAUAGAGCGCUCUCUUCCUCGCUCCAUCACUGACGCUAUCUCUUUUGCACAGCCGACCCCCUUUCUGUUGCCUUCUCACUCUCACUCCCCUUUCUCUUUGGCGUUCUCGCCCGUUCUUACAUCCCCUUUGGAUGACGUAGACGCUCUUUUGCCAGCCAUUCAUUGCUCCACUUUCACACGGCUGCGAGAGAGCUGGAGCUCCAAAGAGCAUUAGAGAGAGAGCGGUCUCCAGGAGCGUACUAAAGGGGUGAUAUAAAUGUCUUAAAAAAAUUAGUUUAAAAAACUAUUUCUUCAUAUUUUUUUCAUUUUUCACAAAACACACUUGUUUUACGUUAAUAUGUUUAACAAUAAAAGUUCAAAAUAAAAAUUUAACGAGUUAAAGGAGACGUUUCAUGGUUAACAAAACUAAUUGAAUUUAUGGUAAUGUUGAAAUCUUGAGCAACAAGCAAAGACAAAUAACUUGGCUUUUUAAACCCACUCGCCCCCUUGACUACGCCACUGAGGUCCCUCUUGUGGUUAGAAGCAACGUUUGUUGGUGCUGCCUUUUGUUUAGGUUUGUUGUUGCGCUGGCCGUUGCCCGUUGCCAGUUUGCCAGUCCGUCAGUCUGCGCUGGUUCCCGUUGGCGUGGUGAGGUGUCCGCUCGCGCUCUCUCUCCCUCUCUCCGAAUCCCGCUUCCACUAACAACUACAAAACAACUGCCGCUCCGGCAGAGAAAAUGCGCUGGCAGUUGCAGCUCCAAACGCUCCAAAAGCUCCAAUUGUUUUGAACGCUCCAAAAUCUUCAAUAAGAAUCCAAGCAAAUCACCACGAUGCCACCGCACAAGUGGACGGAUGAGUCGCGGGACGCGUCCUGUUACUACGAGGAUACGACCGCAUCCCGAUUACGCCGGCCGUCGUCCUCUUCCAACUCGUCCGCCUCGGUGGAACGAUCCGAUGAUGAGGCGGAUGACGAGCGGGAGGCGUUCUGCUCCGGCGAACGACCACUAAUCCGCUCCAGCGGCGCAGCAGAGGUAAACGAUGGUUGUGGCCCAAAGACGCGUCACAUUUUCGGCUUCAUGGGCUUCCUGGGAUUUGCCGUCGUCUAUGCGAUGCGUGUCAAUCUCUCGGUGGCCAUUGUGGCCAUGGUGAAUCAAACGGCCAUACCGCACAGCAACUCAUCGGUGAUCGAUGCGGACACUUGUCCGCUGCCGGAACCCAAUCACAAUGGCAGUAAUCCCAAUCCCCAAAGGGAGGGCGAGUUUGUGUGGGACGAGGCCACGCAGGGAUUGGUCCUGGGCAGCUUCUUCUAUGGCUAUGUGCUCACCCAAGUGCCCGGCGGACGGAUGGCCGAAUUGUACGGCGGCAAGAAGAUCUACGGCUACGGAGUGCUGGUCACGGCUAUUUUCACACUUCUCACCCCGCUGGCCGCCCACUGGGAUCUGCCGCUGCUCGUGCUGGUCCGCAUUUUGGAGGGCAUGGGCGAGGGUGUCACCUAUCCGGCCAUGCACGCCAUGCUGGCCCACUGGAUACCGCCGCUGGAGAGGAACAAGUUCGCUGCCGUCGUCUAUGCGGGCUCCAAUAUAGGCACCGUCAUAUCCAUGCCCCUGGCCGGAUGGCUUUGCUCCCUGGACUUUCUGGGCGGCUGGCCAUCGGCCUUCUACAUCUUUGGACUGCUGGGCAUCUUGUGGUUCGUCGCCUGGAUGUAUCUGGUGUACGACAAGCCCAGCGAUCAUCCCCGGAUUUCCGCGUCGGAGCGUGAGUACAUCGAAAGGUGUCUCAGGCUGGUCAAUCAGGAUAGAUUGGUGGCGGAGGAGCAGGAUCAGGAUGAGGAGCAGGAUGGGGUGAAUCUAAGAGGGCCGCAGGAGAAGCCCAUACCAUGGUCAUCGCUGCUCACCUCUGUGCCCCUGUGGGCCAUCCUGUUGACCCAAUGCGGCCAGGGCUGGGCCUUCUACACGCAGCUGACCGAACUGCCCACCUACAUGAGCAACAUCCUGCACUUUGACAUCCAGUCGAACGCCCUGCUGAAUGCCGUGCCCUAUCUAACCUCCUGGUUCGUGGGCAUCGCCUGCUCCGCCCUCGCGGACUGGAUGCUGGCCAGACGCUACAUAUCCCUGUUGAACUCGUACAAGCUGUGGAACACGGUGGCCUCGGUGGUGCCGUCGCUGGGCCUGAUUGGCAUCAUUUACGUGGGUUGUGAUUGGGUGUGGGUCACCUUUAUGCUGGCCGGCGUGGGCUCUUUUGGCGGAGCCGUCUACGCCGGCAACCAGAUGAACCACAUAGCCCUAAGUCCCAGAUAUGCGGGCACCAUGUACGGGAUUACCAACUCGGCGGCCAAUAUCUGCGGCUUUAUGGCGCCCUAUGUCAUUGGGUUGAUUAUCAACCAUCGCGAGACUUUGACCCAGUGGCAUCUGGUAUUUUGGCUGGCGGCCGGCUUGAAUAUUGGCGGUAACUUCAUCUACCUGAUCUUCGCCAGCGCCGAGGAGCAGAGCUGGUCGAAGACACCUGCACCCACUACAACACGCAUCUCACGAGCAUCCCUGCGCGCUUAAAGCACGCAAUACUAUUCGCUAUUUUAGCUAGAUCAUAAGCAUUUGUGAUAAUUCCGAUAUACACAUAUAUAUCCUACAUAUAUAUGUGUGGGGUCUUGAUGUUUCCCGGUUGAACUGCAAAAGAUGUGGCUUCCAAAAAACAAACCGAAACUAGUGCUACCAAAUUGGAAUGGGAUAUCGAAAAGGAUGUUAACUGUUUUAGUGUAUUAUAUAUAUACGUGUAUCGUCCUUUUAUAUGGA